Molecule: messenger RNA, 1505 nt
Organism: Saccostrea echinata
Lineage: Eukaryota; Metazoa; Mollusca; Bivalvia; Ostreida; Ostreidae
Product: protein phosphatase 1 regulatory subunit 16A-like
Exons: 6
Coding region: 52-702 (216 amino acids)
Molecular function (GO): protein binding
Source: RefSeq, a predicted model, not a curated record
GGGUGAUUUCCAGUCGGGUUCGGAAUCCUGACCAAGCAGGUGUUUUAGAACAUGUCUGCGCCCAUGAGUGUUGCUAACGCCGCUGCGAACGGCGAUCUAACGCUCUUGAAACAAAUUCUGAGACAGGGUGCAAAUGUUAAUGAGAGGUCUAAAGAUGGGAUGUCUCCACUUGCGCUGGCUGCUUUCUGGGGAUAUGCAGAUGUGGUUGAAUGUCUGUUAAAGCAGGGAGCGGAUGUAAAUAUUUGCAACAAAGGGACACAGUGGACUGCCCUGCACUGUGCUGCCUUCCAAGGACAUGGGAAAGUAAUCAUGAAACUAAUGGAACAUCAUCCGAAUACGGAGCUGAAAGACAACCACGGGAGGACUGCAGUUGACUUUGCCUCAGCCAUGGAUGCUAUAUGGCCAUUCUUUGCAGCUGCUGGCUGCAAGAGAACCCCAAAGUCAGAGUUAAUUAGAAUGGACAUUGUCAAAAGGGUGACACAUGUGGAUCCCACACUCCCAAAAUCUGAGAUUGCUCACUUCUCUCGCCCAGGCUCAGCAUAUGUGAUAAAAUCCCAGCCCUUACAUGGGAACAAUCCCACAGAUACCAAUAUGGCCAUGGCUUCUAUGAAUGGAGAUGUUCUAGCAGGUCUUCCUGAGGAACCAGAGAUUCCUAGUUCAAGGACACCACAAAUUAAUCUAGCAGUGUUCAACAACAUGUGAUUAUGUAUCUCAUUAAGCUGUUUGCACAAUAUAUUAUUAUUAGAGUUCAUUUUUAAACACCAUUUCAAAAGGAAAAUGUAAUACAUCAAUGACUGUGAAAGUUGGAAAAUGCUAAUUUUAUGUAGAAAGAUCUCUGUAAUUUUUAUAUGUUUUAUAUUAUAUUAGAAAGGGCAUGUUGAUUAACCUUAAAACCCUGUUAAUGUGUAGUUUGGUGGCAGGUUAUUUUUAGUUUCUUUUGUAUAAAUUAAGGUACAUUCAAACUUUGAUAACUCAAUCAAAUGCAUAUACAUACAGCUGAACUGCAGUAUCUUGAACAUAGAUAUCUCAAAUACCAUGGAUAAGUUGAAAUAAUUUGGAAGUCCCAAGCACUUUUUCUUUCAUUAUUUUACCCUUAAUAUCUCGAACCCUCGGAUAUCUUGAAGUUUUUUAUGGUCCCAUUGAGUUCGAGAUAAUGAGGUUAGACUAUACUUGUCAAUAAAUGAAUGUAUCUUUAAUUUGGUAAGUUAUGUAGAACCAAUAACUUAUAUUCACUGCAAAAUUUAAGUCUGGAGAUGGUGAAGUUUGGCUUAAUUUGGAUUUUGUUAUUUGUGAUGAACCAAUUAUUAUCAGUAGACUUAGAGAGUGUCAUAUACGCAGUCUUCUGUUUUAGUAAUCACACCGUUUUCUCAGAGUCAGUGUCCAAAAAUUUUAUUUAUGUUUUCAUUUGUUACAUGUAUGUUUUAAAUGCACCAGUUUAUUCAUUAUUACAGCCGAUAUACAAUGUACAAAAUUAAAAAUUGAUAAAAAUGUGAAACAUGAAUAAU